AUGAAUACUAAGUUCACCGUCUCCGGAGACGCGCCUUCAAAACAGGGCGAGAUUAGAGCGUCAUUUGAACAUCAACGAUUACUGUGUGCUCUCUUUCGCGAAGAAUUCUCCAUAGACGACCUCGAGGAGCUAAAUCUCUCACAUUGCUUCUGGGUUCGCAAUACCCGUAUUCUUUCCGUUACGUAUAAUACAUGGGCGGCUGAUGAUCGUCCACUGACGGAGCGCGAGAAUGACCCCAAAAUCCUGGACCUUGGAUGGUCUGAAUUUCUUCAUCCAUCACAGUCGCGUGAGUUUGAGGUGUCGAUGACACGUCAUUUCAUCAUCAGUGAGAAUCGUUUAUUCAACAACCCAGGACUCAAAUGCCUUAAUUUCAAGUAUGGGACAAGUGAGACAGUUGAGAGGUCAUCCCUAAAGGCUUACUUGGAGAAGCUGUUUGCCAUUCCACGAAGUGGUACAUUUGAGCCUACUGUGCUCCUCGUUCACGACACGAAUCGGACACUGAAGUUGCUGCAAGCACUUGGGAUAAACACUUCCAUGUGGGGGCACGGGGUUGCCGAGCUGCUCUAUGAGAAGAGGGCACAUUCCUCGGAGCAUGAUUCGCGCGACCAGCGUGAUAGAGACUAUGAUCCAUUGCGACGUUCUGCGCGAUCGCGGUCACCGCGUAGGAGCACGAGCGAACGACGAUAUCAUCGGCCACGCUCGCCACCCCCGCCUACAAAAUCCAUAUACGUAGUGGACGUUCGUGAAUUAUUUUUCGCGCUCAAAAUGACCUCGUCUCUGCAUGAUUCUUUGCGCGCCAAUGCCCAAGUUCUCGGUGUACAGGAAACCGGUGGCAUAAUAGAGAAGGGAUGGUGUGCUGGUAACGAAAGCAGGUUGCUCGGCCAGAUGUGGUUUUCAAUGGCACGCGGGCCAAAUAUAGAUGAUCAACGCGAACUUAGAUGGUCAUCUACGCUCGCUGCGUCCGUAAGCGUAGUUGGUGCCGCUCAGAGUGCCCAAGAUGAUACCUAUGGUGGUAGUGACGAGGAGGUUGAUCCAAAUGACAUGCUAGUGCAAGCUCCACCGGUUGCAACACUCUCGAAAAGCGGGCAGGCGCUGAUGGAUCCCGGUGGCUGGGACGACGAGUACGACGACGACGACUACUGA
Messenger RNA from Fibroporia radiculosa, 1143 nucleotides. RefSeq lists its product as uncharacterized. The transcript is spliced from 4 exons. Lineage: Eukaryota; Fungi; Basidiomycota; Agaricomycetes; Polyporales; Fibroporiaceae. Bases 1 to 1143 code for a protein of 380 amino acids. The record is from RefSeq and is a predicted model, not a curated record.